CUACGUUUAGAGGUUGACCUAGCGUUUGCGCUUUGAGGAAUAUCUUUUGUUAUGGCUUCGACAGAGGCGACAAUCCCGCAGGAAUCUGCUCCCCCCGAUCGUGUUGUCGUGCUGGACCAAAAUUUUGAUACCCCGCCAAAAGAGAUUCUUCCCGAAGGUGCAAACGAGAAAAACUCAGAGGAAGGGCUUGGGGAAGAAGGAGACGAGUACUACGAUGAUAUAUUUGCAGAUGAUCUCGAUGAUGAAGACUUUUUCUCUUCAAAUCCUGCCGAUUACACAAAAUCAUAUAACCGUCAACGUCGGCUAAACGAAGUAGUCGCAGACCCGAAUGCCCCAAAAUCGUCCUAUCCAAAGAGUAAUCCACAAAAGCCAACUGUCAAUACUCAUGCGAAGAUUGAUGAUCAGAUAUCUGCGCUUUCACGCCAUGCGACGAAACUACGGCUCGACGAUAUCCAGUCUGGCCUUGGAGGUCGCGCCUCCAAAGGCGCAGAGAAAAGUGACAGAGCGACAUCAGAACAGGUGUUAGAUCCGAGGACAAGAAUGUUGCUAUUACAGAUGAUCAAUAGGAAUGUUAUAUCUGAAGUCAACGGAUGUCUUUCCACGGGUAAAGAAGCCAAUGUUUAUCAUGCCGUUUCUUAUCCUGAUGCCGAUGAGGGAGCGCCUGUACAACGUGCCAUCAAAGUCUAUAAGACAAGCAUUCUAGUGUUCAAGGAUCGAGACAAGUACGUAACCGGUGAAUUCAGAUUUAGACAGGGAUACAACAAGUCAAACAACCGGGCAAUGGUGAAAGUUUGGGCAGAGAAAGAAAUGCGAAAUCUCAAGCGCAUAUACGCAGCUGGAAUUCCUUGUCCAGAGCCUGUGUACUUGAGAUUACACGUGCUGGCAAUGGGUUUCCUUGGGAAUUCAAAGGGUCUCCCUGCUCCUCGUCUAAAAGACGUGGAACUGGAGGAUGAAGCCCGAUGGCGAAGCCUUUAUAUGGAACUAGUUGGAUAUAUGAGAACCAUGUAUCAGGACUGUCGGCUGGUUCAUGCCGACUUGAGUGAAUACAACGUCCUUUACCACAAACACAAAUUAUACAUUAUCGACGUCAGCCAGAGCGUCGAGCAUGAUCACCCUCGAAGUUUGGAAUUCCUCCGCAUGGAUAUCAAGAACGUUAGUGACUUUUUUAGGCGGAAAGGAGUUGACACAGUGCCUGAACGUACUCUUUUCGAGUUUAUCAUUUCAUCGGAAGGCCCUCGCAUGUUGAACGGGUCCAAUGAACCGAUGAUAGAUGCUCUAGAAAAGCUCUUUGCUACGAGAUCGGACUCUCAAGAUGCAGACAAUGCCGAGCUCGAUACCGCCGUAUUCCGACAACAAUACAUCCCCCAAACACUUGAGCAGGUGUAUGAUGUAGAACGUGAUGUUGAAAAACUCCAGGCGGGAGAAGGGGAGGACCUCGUGUACCGCGACCUGCUAGCAAAUCGCGGCAAAGUUCGGACAACAGACGAGCAGACGUCGGCAGCCAUUGAAGAAGGCUCGGACGAGUCAGGAGGCGUUUCAGUCUCUGAAGGAGAAUCUGAAGCCGAGGGAGAAGCGGGAUCACUUGAUCCGUUUGCUAAGAAGGCACCUCGUGGAAAACGGUUUGAAGAUAAGGAGGCGAAAAGGGACCACAAGCGACAGGUUAAGGAGGAGAAGCGUGAACAGCGGGCGAAAAAGAUUCCAAAGCAUAUCAAAAAGAAGCUCAUCAAUGCUACAAAGAGGAAAUAGCAGAGCUGAACAAUUCCCAUAAUGCUCAAAGUUACAUAUGCUAGGCAUAUGAGAAAGAUGUUUUCCCUGAUUGUUGGACACAGCCAUACAAUAAUUUAAUACAUGGAAAUCAGUUUUCAUAAAAGCAUAUGUGAUUGACAAGCUAUAUGAACCCAGAUCCCCUGUCCUCAGGCAGGCCAGUUGCACAAGCAUUCAACCAGACUGAUGAAUCGCAGUUCCU
This is a messenger RNA of Coccidioides immitis RS, 1966 nucleotides long. Its product is annotated as serine/threonine-protein kinase RIO1. The transcript has a single exon. The record is from RefSeq and is a predicted model, not a curated record. Bases 52 to 1746 code for a protein of 564 amino acids. Lineage: Eukaryota; Fungi; Ascomycota; Eurotiomycetes; Onygenales; Onygenaceae. Gene Ontology annotation, molecular function: ATP binding; protein serine/threonine kinase activity. Gene Ontology annotation, cellular component: cytosol; preribosome, small subunit precursor. Gene Ontology annotation, biological process: maturation of SSU-rRNA.